Messenger RNA from Punica granatum (pomegranate), 2475 nucleotides. The record is from RefSeq and is a predicted model, not a curated record. NCBI's taxonomy places the organism in Eukaryota, Viridiplantae, Streptophyta, Magnoliopsida, Myrtales, Lythraceae.
CUUCUACAGUGGUUCGAUCGAAGUAAUUGCUUAGAAUGACACCGAAUGAUAACAUACGAUGAGUUUAAUAUGAGUUAACAUGGCUCAGGAAUUGGUUGGGUAAUCGUAAGAUAUCAUCGAUGGGCCCGGACUGUCGUCCGAAAAUGGGUUUUGUUCACACAGCCCGGCCCAGUACUCGAGAAAGGAGAUGGGCUUGAGAGAAUUCAGCUUUGCCAAGAAAAGAGCUUUGGUUAUCAAUGGCGGAAAAGAAUGCGCGAAUGAGAGGUCGAAGCACGGAGGUUGGUUCUUGGGUUUAUUGGAGGUUUUGGUGGCUUUCGCGAUUUCAUCCCAACUUCGUCUCUUUACUUCGGGCUUUAUUUCGGAAUGAAGCUGAGGGCAAUGGGAUUCUUAAACCUGAAGAGUAAGUUCCGUGCUGAGAGGUGUUCAACGAAAUGCUUCAGAGGGCGAUGACGGCGAGGGGAGGAAGCUAUUCUUGUCUUGGUAGAUUGGGUCUUUGAAGUGGGAAAGGUCAUGAAUGUUUGUAGGUAGUCUGUUUUGUCGCACAUUUUCAUGAAUCUUUCUGCAAUUGCCAAACGCCAUUGCAGCUCGGGGACCUUCCUCAAUCUUGGUGUCCCCCAGAAACGCCCAGCUUCCAAGGUCACUGAGAUCGUCGAGUUCUGCAAAUCGGGGUCGCUUUACGAUGCUAUCCGACUCCUUAACUCCACCGGUUCUGCUGGGAUAAAAAACAAGCCGAUCGUCUAUGCUUCAAUCUUGCAAACCUGCAACAAAGCUCUUUCAUUUAACCUUGGCCUCCAAGUACACUGUCAUGUCAUCAAGUCCGGUCUCGAGACCGACCGGUUUGUCGGGAAUAGCCUGCUCACUCUAUACUUCAAGUUGGGUCCCGACUUCUCGGAGACUAGAAGAGUCUUCGAUGGCCUGUACUAUAAGGAUGUCAUUUCUUGGACUUCGAUGAUCUCAGGGUAUAUUCAGGUCGGGAAGUUCGAGGAGUCAAUCAAAAUAUUUUGGGACAUGGUGGGGUUGGAAAUUGAGCCCAAUGAUUUCACUUUAUCGGCAGUCAUCAAGGCUUGCUCUGAGCUUGGGAAACUGAGGCUCGGUUGGUGCUUCCACGGCAUCGUUCUUCGUCGCGGGUUUGAUUCUAAUCCCAUUAUUUCGAGUGCCCUCAUUGAUAUGUAUGGGAGGAAUUAUUGCUCCAAAGAAGCUCAGAGGCUGUUCGGCGAGUUGCUUGAACCCGAUGCUAUAUGUUGGACUUCCGUCAUCUCAGCAUUUACUAGAAAUGAUCAGUUCGAGGAAGCGCUAGGUUUCUUCUUCUUGAUGCAGAGGAAUCACAAGCUAAUCCCUGAUAGUUUCACAUUCGGGACGGUACUGACUGCCUGUGGGAAUCUCAGGAGGUUGAAGCAGGGCAAGCAGAUUCACUCCAAGGUCGUCCCGUCGGGACUCUCAGGAAAUGUGGUCGUCGAGAGCAGCCUUGUGGACAUGUAUGGGAAAUGCGGGUCCCUGAAUGAAGCUCAAGGCGUCUUUGAUCGGAUGGUCCACAAAAACUCCAUUUCGAGGUGUGCAUUGCUCGGGGGUUACUGUCAGAAUAAGAAGUUCAAGACAGUCCUUCAACUUUUCAGAGAAAUGGGUGAGAGAGAUAUUUAUAGCUUCGGGACGGUUCUUCGAGCUUGUGCAGGAAUUGCUGCAGUUAGGCAAGGGAAAGAGGUCCAUUGCCAGUACGUGAGGAGGGGAGGGUGGAGGUGCGUGAUCGUGGAAUCGGCUUUGGUUGAUCUCUAUGCAAAAAGCGGGUGUGUCAACUUGGCACACAGGAUGUUUGCUCAGAUGCCGAUUAGGAAUACAAUAACGUGGAACUCAAUGAUCUAUGGGUUUGCUCAGAAUGGAAGAGGAGACGAGGCUUUGAAGAUAUUUGAUAACAUGAUUAAAGAAGGUACCAAGCCUGACUACAUCAGCUUCAUCGGGGUCCUCUUUGCCUGCAGCCACACUGGUUUGGUAGACGAGGGGAGAAAGCACUUUGUCUCGAUGUCGGAGGAGUACAGGAUUAAGCCAGGAGUGGAGCAUUACAAUUGUAUGGUGGAUCUUCUCGGGCGGGCAGGCAUGAUCGAGGAAGCUGAAGAGUUGCUAGAGAAGGCAGAAUGCAGGAAAGACCCCUCUCUUUGGGCGGUUCUUCUGGGGGCGUGCUCGACGUGCACAGAGUCCAUGACUGCCGAGAGGAUCGCAAGGAAGGUGAUGGAGUUGGACCCAGAGAAUCACCUGAGUUAUGUCUUACUAGCUAAUGUCUAUAGGGCUGUUGGAAGGUGGAAUGAUGCUGAGGAGAUCAGGAGAUUGAUGGAUGAUCGGAGGGUCAAGAAAAUGCCCGGUAAGAGCUGGAUGUAAGUUUCCGAUCAGUCAGGAGACGGCAACUUUCUCACAUUCAUUUGUACUAAGCAUGAAUUUAGUCUAAUUAUACAAUUCGAAAUGCUCAGGGGCAAGAUUACCCGAUAA